Messenger RNA from Clupea harengus (Atlantic herring), 4349 nucleotides. It is a transcript of the gene nlrc3, whose product is annotated as NLR family, CARD domain containing 3. The record is from RefSeq and is a predicted model, not a curated record. Lineage: Eukaryota; Metazoa; Chordata; Actinopteri; Clupeiformes; Clupeidae. Gene Ontology annotation, molecular function: protein binding.
UGUGAUGGCCAUCUUGAGCACUUAGCACAAAUGUCUGAUUAUUUACAUUUUUGACUGUCUAUCAGACAGGCACAUAGCAAUACAUUUUUUUUUACUUAACCUCUGUCAUGGCCUUAUCUCUUAUUAAUUUGGUUCCUCCCUCGUUCCCUCUCUCUUUUCUUUUCGGUGUUACUGCAUUGUUAGCAUUUUAGCUUGACCUCAGUUUGGCUUCAGAGUCGAACCCUUUGAUCUGUCAUGACAUGGGUGAGCUCAUAUGCACAUACACUUCUGUUCAUAUGUGUGUGUGGUGUGUGGGUGGGUGUGUGUGUGUGAGCGCAUUUGUCUAGGUGUGUGCAUGCUCGGUGCACAUAAAGUCUAAAGUCUGUGGUUGUCGUCGACAGGAAGUAGGGGAGGUGCGACAGGAAGCAGAGAGAUAGAGACCAAAUACAGAAGACUGAGGAGAGGGAGAAGGAGGACAGAUAGACAAACGCGUCGAAGAGACAGGCAAAGAGAGAUUGGAGGGCCUGGCAAGCAAGUGACCCUGAGGAAUGGGAGAGUAAGACGACAAAGAGAAGACUGGGAGAGAAAGGGGGCAGGAAAGGAAGAUAGAGAAAAAGAAGAGAGGACAGAUAAGAAAGAUGGAGAGAAGAGAGCGAAAGAAAGUUAGAAAUGUGUACCAUCAUGCUCUCACAGUAACACAGUAAGGUCCACUGUACAACAAGCAACUGAAGAUGGAGAAAGACACCAGAGUUCUCUUCAAGCACUGAACACAUACACACACACACACACACACACACACACACACACACACCACAUCUCAGAGAUGGACAAGCACUCACACAUUCCCUGGGAGGAAGACUGCUACAUUGAUCUACAGUCGACAAGUCAAAAAGCUGGACCACAGAAAGAGAAAGAAGUUAGUUGGCUGCAGAAGCACCAGUUGGCUCUGGAAUGUUUGGUGUGUGGUGCUGUCUUGGAGGGUGUGGUCUCUCACGUGAAAAAGGCGGGGCUUCUAACUGCCAGUGAGACCGGACUGGUUCAGAAGGCGGGGUCUCUGCCAGACAAGUGGCACACAUUGGUGGAACUGCUGUCAAACAGGGAUCCUGAGGGUUCUGGACUCAAGACUUUCCUUGUCACCUCCUUCCCAAUGGAGUACCAGCUCAUCUGUCAAUAUGACACAGUUUUGCAGCAGCAGAGGAAUAUAUUGCUGCAGCGCUUCAGAGAGGAACCAGAAAUCCCCUCCCACAAAAGUGUCAAUCAAAACUUUCAGACACCAGACUCCGCCUCUCCCCUCUCCCUUCUGUUGAUAGAGGGUGUGUCUGACCUUCAGCAGCGAGAGCACGAUUUCAUGCAGCUGUCAGUCACCCGAGGGGCGGGCCCUCUACAUGGACGACCUCUAGGAUUGGACAAACUUCUUCUUCCUCUGACACGUACCAGUCCUGCCCCCAGGGUCUGUCUGACUGUGGGCGUGGCCGGAAGUGGGAAGAGCCGAUUGGUCAGCCGCUUUGUACGUCUUUGGAGUCUAGGACAGAUCCACCGAGAGAUCAGCCUGGUGCUUCCCGUUGCAUGCUGGGAGUUAGGGUGCUGCGAGCGUCUGUCUGCUGAUAGGUUGAUGCGGAUGCUCCUACCACAAAAGGCGGAGUGUGUGACAGUGACGGCAGCCUAUAAGACGCUGCUGGUGAUUGACGGACUGGAAGAGCUGAGAUCGCCAUUGGACUUUGCUGAAGCCCCGCCCACCUCUGACCCAAAACGAGAGGUGCCAGUUGCCGACCUCAUCACGAACAUUGUCCGGGGUAACCUGUUGCCAGGGGCGAUGCUCUGGUUGCUAUGUCGACCAGGCGUGGGCGCCCGCGUUCCGGCCGGGCUGGUGGAUCGAGUCACAGAGAUCCCUCCGCUCACACACGCGCAGAUCCGUCAGCACCUGCACACAUACCCACUCACUCAAGGCGCCGAACAGAUCAUCUGGGCCCACCUCACUUCCCAGAAGCCCUUGCUGGUGCUGUGCUCCGUUCCGGCCAUGUGUGGCGUCAUCAUGGACACUCUGCUCCACGCACUAGAGGCGGGGCUAGAGGAUAGGCUCCUCCCGCAGACCCUCACCGAGAUUUACGUUCACUACUGUUGGCCCCUCCACCAGGAGGCAGAGUGGUCACGGAGCAGUGCACGCAAACAGCUGGGAACUCUGGGUAAACUGGCCUUCUAUAGCCUCCUGCGCGGGCGCUACACACACACCGAGAGCGAAGCGCGCGCCUACGGUCUGGACCUGCCCCCACCGCCGGCGAGUCUGGGAUACCACGUGCUCCGCCGCGAGGUGAGUGUGUGUGGCGGCAGCGCGUGUGUGUGGCGCUUCACGAACCUCUCCCUGCAGGAGUUCCUGGCAGCCGUGUUCUACUACUCGUCCGCGCGGCGCGGCAUGUUUGACCUCUUCUCCGAGAGCAGCGUCAGCUGGCCGCGGAUCGGCUUCCUCAGCCACUACCGCGCGGCGCUCCAGCGCGCCGACCAAUCGCACGCUGCCGCGCAGAAGAGCGACCAGUCGCACGCCAGCGUCACCAACCUCCAGAUCUUCCUGCGCUUCCUCACCGGCCUGUUGUCCCCGGCAACCGCGGAGCUCGUGGCUGGGGCGCUGGGGGUGAGCCGGGACGAGCACGCCACCCACCGCGUCGCCGCGGCAACCACCCUGCAGACAGCAGUGGGCGGGAUCCGGAGCGGGGCGGUAAACACGCGCUGCGUCUCAUUGGUCGCCUGCCUGGCGGAGAUGCGUCAGAUGGAGAUGCUGCGCUCGGUGGAGGAGGAUCUGAUUGGCUGCGGGCUGAAGGGGAAGCUGAGUGUGUCUGCCUGCACUUUGCUGGCCUACCUGUUGCAGGUGUCGGCCGUCUGCGCAGAAGACACCAACCUCAGCGGAUGCCUGGACCAUGGGGUGCUCAAGAGGCUGCUGCCACAGCUGCUCUACUGCAGCAGACUACGGUUGGAAAGUAAUGAGUUUAAAGAUGAUGCCAUGGAGCUUCUUGGAAGUUUACUGAGUGCCAAAGACUGCCACAUACAGAGCCUGAGUUUGGCGGACAAUUUGGUCCACAAUAAGGGAGCCAAACCGCUGAGUCGAGCACUCCUGGUCAACCGAACCCUCACCACACUCGAUCUCCGUGGCAACACCAUCGGUCCUAAGGGAGCGAAGUCCUUAGCGGAAGCACUGAAAAUGAACCAGGCUCUGGUAUCAUUGAAUCUCCAGAAUAACCACAUUGAGGAUGAGGGGGCACGCGCGCUGGCUGAGCUGCUGCAGACGAACCGCAAACUCAGCUCCCUGAAUCUUCAAAAGAAUAAUCUCAGCGCAGAUGGUGUCAAACGUAUCGCAGAAUCUCUGAAGAAGAAUCAGACUUUACAGGAGCUCAACAUGUCUGGGAAUCAGCUUGGAGAUGUUGGUGCAGUAGCUUUGGCACAGGCACUAAAGAUCAACCACACACUGAGAUCUCUCAGACUUCAAAGUAGUUCAGUGAGUGAUAAAGGUGUGGCUGCCAUCACUCAGGCACUCUGCUCCAACCAUGGUCUCAUCACCCUCAUUCUUCGUGAGAACUCGGUGGGAGUGGAGGGAGCCAAAGCCAUUGCCAAAGCUUUACAGAAGAACCACACUCUCCAAGAACUGGAUCUUACAGCCAACCUUCUUCAUGAUGAAGGCGUGACAGCAAUAGGGAAAGCUGUGAAGGUCAACCGAGCACUGACUACCUUGCAUUUACAGUGGAACUUCAUGAAGGUUAACGCGGCCCGGGCUUUGGCUGAGUCUCUUCACACCAACACACACCUACAGCUGCUGGAUUUGCAGGAAAAUGCACUUGGAGAUGAUGGUGUAAUUUCUCUGGCCACUGCACUGAAGACUAACUCCUCACUAUCUGUGCUAUAUCUCCAGGGUGUAUCUAUGGGCAAAGCAGGUGCUGUGGCAUUGGCUGAAGCUCUCAUGGUCAACAAAUCCCUACACACUCUUGAUCUCCGUGGCAACUCUAUCGGAAUGGCCGGCGCGAAAGCCUUGUCUAGCGCAUUGAAGACCAACAGAAGCCUGAGACGGCUGAAUCUGCAGGAAAACUCACUUGGAAUGGAUGGAGCCAUUUUCAUUGCCACAGCGCUGAAAGGAAAUCAUCAGCUUACUUACAUAAAUUUGCAGGGAAAUGGCAUCGGUGAGUCGGGGGCUAAGGUUGUCUCGGAGCACAUCAGAGCCGAGGCUGCGGAGUGUGUGGUUGACAUCUGAUGUCAAAGACUCUCAGCUGUGUGUGUGUGUGUCUAUUUUUUCUACGUAUUUAUUUUUUAUAUUGUAAAUAACCAUGACCAGAGUUAUUUUUUAAUCUACAAUAAUUGUAUCUAAAAUUAAAAUACACGCUUGAAUCAUU